AUGGCCCAAUUCCACGAAAAUAAAAUGGGUACCCCUUUUCAAAUUCGCAUAGCUCAAAAAAAUGAUACCUCAGACACGGGCUCGCAUGAUGUGAUUUUGGCGCUGUGCAUUUCAAGGGAAUCUAUUUGUGUACGAAAUGAUAGUUCUGGCGUCAACAAUAUAACAAUCUUGUCCAAAGCAUUGUCGAGCUCCUCCAUGUUCAACAAAGCGGUCUCCGCUUCCAAGCGUAGUAGCGCUGUUGGACAGACCCCGUAG
Molecule: messenger RNA, 255 nt
Organism: Plasmopara halstedii
Lineage: Eukaryota; Oomycota; Peronosporomycetes; Peronosporales; Peronosporaceae
Exons: 2
Coding region: 1-255 (84 amino acids)
Source: RefSeq, a predicted model, not a curated record